CAGUCUCUCACACUCACACAUACACACUCUCUUUGGCUCCAUUCCCAUUUGAUCGUCACGUUCACGUUCACUUCAAUCCUUUCAGCUUCUUCUUCCGUCGCUGAUAUUUUCCUCUUCUCCUCCAGAUACUCCAAAAACUCUCUGUUUGUCCACUUUCCCUUUAAUACCACGCAUAUUCCCACUCGUUCUCUCGCUCUUUUGGACUACACGUAAACAAAAUCAAAAUAUCUUCUCUGAUUUUUUCAGUUAAAUAACUUAAAUAUCUCUCCCUCACUGUGCUUGUUUUUUAGACUAUUUCAAAAUACUAGUAAAGAAAGAUCAGUUCAGUGGAUUUCUUUUCCUUUUUCGUGGUUACAAACAAGACCUUGUUUUCCAGAUUGUUAUGGCGGCUAUCAGAGAAGCUAACGGUGCCGCUGGCCGUGCCAUUCCUGCUAAAGUCCCUGCGGUGGCGCAGCCUCUGGCCGACGAGCCAGCGGCGAUUGCGUCGAAUAUCAAUUACCACGCGCAAUUCAGUCCUCAUUUCUCGCCUUUCAAGUUCGAGCCGGAGCAAGCGUACUACGCGACAGCGGAGAGCGUUCGCGAUCGUCUCGUGCAACAAUGGAAUGAGACCUACCUUCAUUUUCACAAAGUCGAUCCUAAACAAACAUACUACUUGUCAAUGGAGUAUCUUCAAGGGCGAGCUUUGACUAAUGCAAUUGGGAACUUGAAAAUUCAAGAUGCAUAUGGUGAUGCUUUGAAAAAGUUGGGGCAUAAACUCGAGGAAAUAACGGAGGAGGAGAAAGAUGCAGCUCUAGGAAAUGGUGGUCUGGGAAGGCUGGCUUCAUGUUUCCUAGACUCAAUGGCAACAUUGAAUUUGCCUGCAUGGGGGUAUGGUUUGAGGUACAAAUAUGGGCUGUUCAAGCAGCGAUUCACCAAGGAGGGCCAAGAAGAAAUUGCCGAGGAUUGGCUUGAGAAGUUUAGUCCUUGGGAAGUUGUUAGGCAUGACAUCGUAUAUCCUGUCAGAUUCUUUGGCCAUGUUGAGGUUAAUCCUAAUGAAUCCCGAAAAUGGGUUGGAGGAGAGGUCGUGCAAGCUCUAGCUUAUGAUGUACCAAUUCCAGGAUACAAUACUAAGAAUACUAUUAGUCUUCGUCUCUGGGAAGCAAAAGCUUGUGCUGAGGAUUUCAACUUAUUCCAAUUUAAUGAUGGACAAUAUGAAUCUGCUGCACAACUUCAUUCUCGAGCUCAACAGAUUUGUGCUGUUCUAUAUCCUGGGGAUGCCACGGAAAAUGGAAAGCUCUUGCGGCUGAAGCAACAAUUUUUUCUUUGUAGUGCAUCACUUCAGGACAUCAUAUUCAGAUUUAAGGAGAGGAGACUAGAGAAGGGAUCAUGGCAAUGGUCUGAGUUUCCUAGCAAGGUUGCAGUACAACUGAAUGAUACUCAUCCUACGCUUGCAAUUCCAGAGCUGAUGCGAUUACUAAUGGAUGACGAAGGACUUGGAUGGGAUGAAGCUUGGGAGAUCACAACAAGGACUGUUGCCUACACCAAUCACACAGUCCUUCCUGAAGCACUUGAGAAAUGGUCACAAGCUCUGAUGUGGAAGCUUCUUCCUCGCCAUAUGGAGAUCAUAACAGAAAUUGACAAGAGAUUCAUAGCAAUGAUUCAAAAGACACGAACUGACCUUGAAAGUAAGCUUCCCAGCAUGCGCAUUUUGGAUGAUAACCUCCAAAAGCCAGUUGUGCGGAUGGCAAAUUUAUGUGUGGUUUCUGCGCAUACGGUAAACGGUGUUGCCCAGUUACAUAGUGAUAUCUUGAAGUCCGAGUUAUUUGCAGACUAUGUUUCUAUAUGGCCAACAAAAUUCCAAAAUAAAACCAAUGGCAUUACUCCUCGCCGAUGGCUCCGAUUUUGUAGUCCUGAACUCAGUAACAUUAUAACCAAAUGGUUAAAAUCAGAACAAUGGGUCACCAACCUCGACCUACUUGCAGGUCUUCGACAGUUUGCCGACAAUGCAGGCUUCCAAGCUGAAUGGGCCUCUGCCAAGAUGGCUAAUAAGCACCGUUUGGCACAGUACAUAGAACGAGUGACGGGGGUGAGCAUUGACCCAAAUAGCCUAUUUGACAUACAAGUCAAGCGCAUCCAUGAAUAUAAGAGACAGCUGCUGAAUAUUCUGGGGGCAAUUUAUAGGUACAAGAAGUUAAAGGAGAUGAGCCCCGAAGAGCGGAAGAAUACAACGCCACGCACCAUCAUGUUUGGGGGAAAGGCAUUUGCAACAUAUACAAAUGCUAAAAGAAUAGUCAAGCUGGUGAAUGAUGUCGGUGCUGUUGUCAACACUGAUCCCGAGGUCAAUAGCUACUUGAAGGUGGUUUUUGUUCCAAAUUACAAUGUAUCUGUAGCAGAGAUUCUUAUUCCAGGAAGUGAGCUGUCACAACAUAUUAGCACUGCAGGCAUGGAAGCGAGUGGCACAAGCAACAUGAAAUUUGCACUCAAUGGUUGCCUCAUUAUAGGUACUCUGGAUGGGGCCAAUGUAGAAAUCAGGGAGGAGAUUCAGGAAGACAAUUUUUUCCUCUUCGGUGCAACAGCAGAUGAAGUGCCUAGGCUGCGCAAGGAAAGAGAGAAUGGACUGUUCAAACCAGACCCUCGGUUUGAGGAGGCCAAGCUGUUUAUUAGAAGCGGAGCAUUUGGAAGUUACGACUAUGACCCGCUCCUUGAGUCUCUAGAGGGAAACUCUGGUUAUGGUCGUGGUGAUUAUUUUCUUGUCGGUCAAGACUUCCCAAGCUACAUUGAUGCUCAGGACAAAGUAGAUAAAGCUUACAAGGAUAGGAAAAGGUGGCUAAAGAUGUCUAUUCUAAGCACUGCCGGUAGUGGGAAAUUCAGCAGUGACCGGACAAUUGCUCAGUAUGCCGAAGAAAUCUGGAAAAUUGGGGAAUGCCGCGUACCAUAAUUGCCUCAACGGUCCUGCUGGUUCUGGUCUUCAAAAGAUACAAUGUUGCGUAAGAUACGAAGCACAAAAAGGAAGGCGGAAAAAUAAAAGAAGACGAAGAAGAAAAGAGGAAGGCAAGUGACACGUGUACCAACAGUAGGCAUAAGUCAGCCAGGUGCUUUCCAAUUAAUUUUCAGCACAUUUUGUUUUGCUUAAAACAUUAUAAUUUGUUAAGAAAUAAUGUAAGGGGUCAGGAAUUUUAUUUUUGAAUAAUGUGCCUUAUCAUUUGUUGUA
This is a messenger RNA of Alnus glutinosa, 3190 nucleotides long. RefSeq names its product alpha-glucan phosphorylase, H isozyme. NCBI's taxonomy places the organism in Eukaryota, Viridiplantae, Streptophyta, Magnoliopsida, Fagales, Betulaceae. Gene Ontology annotation, molecular function: pyridoxal phosphate binding; glycogen phosphorylase activity. The record is from RefSeq and is a predicted model, not a curated record. Gene Ontology annotation, biological process: glycogen catabolic process. Gene Ontology annotation, cellular component: cytoplasm. The transcript is spliced from 15 exons. The coding region runs from base 383 to 2917 and encodes 844 amino acids.